AUGCCUUUCACUAAAGUCGAUCACAAGUUCACACACCCUGAAUUAAACUACGAUUCCACUCCGAACUUUCAGCCGUGCAUUAAGGUCUCUGUUUUCUUUAGGAAACUUGAUUCUAUCGACCAUGAUACCUUUUUCGGACACUGGCAGACAGUCCACGCAGAUUUAGCAGUCGCAACUCAGGCAUUUAGAAAGCACAUUGUUCGGUACUCUCAGCACCAUCAAACAGUGGAGAUGAAACAGCGAGCUGAGAGUCUAGGUGAGAAUGUUCUAGACUAUGACGGAUGCGCUCAGCUCUGGGUCAGAUCCUGGGACGACUGGUUGGCAUUCUACAACAGUAAAGAGUACGCUGCGGCACUAAGCGACGAUUGUGACCGCUUUAUGACCUUGCCAAUGACAUAUAUGGUUGGGUACGAGAAUUUGGUCGUUGGGGAGGGGUCAAGAAAGAUGGGUGGAACUGACGGUAUCGAUAUCAGCAGCUUGUAG
Ilyonectria robusta is the source of this 483-nucleotide messenger RNA. RefSeq names its product EthD domain-containing protein. The record is from RefSeq and is a predicted model, not a curated record. NCBI's taxonomy places the organism in Eukaryota, Fungi, Ascomycota, Sordariomycetes, Hypocreales, Nectriaceae. Bases 1 to 483 code for a protein of 160 amino acids. The transcript is spliced from 2 exons. Gene Ontology annotation, molecular function: oxidoreductase activity.